Molecule: messenger RNA, 1820 nt
Organism: Labrus bergylta (ballan wrasse)
Lineage: Eukaryota; Metazoa; Chordata; Actinopteri; Labriformes; Labridae
Gene: oxsm
Product: 3-oxoacyl-ACP synthase, mitochondrial
Biological process (GO): fatty acid biosynthetic process
Cellular component (GO): mitochondrion
Molecular function (GO): 3-oxoacyl-[acyl-carrier-protein] synthase activity
Source: RefSeq, a predicted model, not a curated record
GUUUCAUGGAACAUUAUAUUUUAAUAUUGUUGCUUUAUUGAUAUAAAGGGAAUUUUUAAAUUAGGAUUUAAUUGUUAAAAAAAAUCAGGCGUUAGAAAGAGCUGACUCUAAGGUGCUUUCAUGAUUCAAUGAUGGAGUCGUUUUCUCGUUGCAUGGAUGUGUUGACAGCUCAGUUUAAAGUGCUUUUAAGUCUCAAACUAAAGUACAGUUUCAUCUGAAGGAUACUUUUUUUUUUUUUUACAUUAAUUCUCUUUUAUGACAAGGGAGAGAUUGCAGCAUGUCUGCUUUAUCACCAUUCGUUUGGACUAAUUUCAAGUUGAGAUCACAGAUUAUGGGGACACUUCUUCAAAAGAGGGUCUCUGUUUGUCCAAACACAGACUCAAAAAGGCAGCACAGCUCUGGACCCCACAGAAGGAGAGUUGUUAUUACUGGGAUAGGGUUGGUGUGUCCUCUGGGAACUGGGACUGCACUGCCCUGGGACCGGCUGGUCAAAGGUCAGUGUGGGAUUGUGUCUCUGGACUCAGAGGAGUAUAAGACAGUCCCCUGUAAAGUUGCAGCACUGGUACAGAGAGGAGAUGGAGCGGGUCGCUUCAAGGAAGACAGGUUCGCCUCUCGUGGGGAGAUCAACAGCAUGUCACCAGCCACUGUGAUGGCCCUCGGCGCCGCUCAGCUGGCUCUGGAGGACUCAGGGUGGCACCCAGAAACCCCAGAGGAGCAUCUCAACACCGGGGUGGCUGUCGGCAUGGGCAUGGUGUCUCUGGACGAGAUCGCUCGCACCUCUGCCGCUUUCAAAGAGAGAGGAUACAACAGAGUCAGCCCUUUCUUUGUGCCUCGCAUCCUGGUCAACAUGGCGGCCGGCCACAUCAGCAUCAGACACGGACUGAAGGGUCCCAAUCACGCGGUCUCCACGGCGUGCACCACCGGAGCGCACGCCUUGGGCGACGCAGCCAGGUUCAUAGCUCACGGGGAUGCGGUUGCCAUGGUAGCAGGGGGAACAGAGUCAUGCGUGGGCCCUCUGUCCGUGGCCGGGUUCGCCAGGGCACGGGCCCUCGCCACCAAGUGGAACGACAGUCCCGCGCGGGCGUCGAGACCCUUUCACCCGGAGAGGGAGGGCUUCGUGAUGGGGGAAGGAGCGGCGGUGCUCCUCCUGGAGGAGCUGGAGCACGCGGUGAGGAGAGGAGCGAGGAUGUACGCGGAGGUGCUCGGGUACGGACUCUCGGGGGACGCCAGCCACAUCACAGCGCCCGCUGCGGACGGCGAUGGGGCGUUCAGAUGUAUGGCUGCAGCACUCAGAGAUGCCGGCGUCGCGCCAGCGGAGGUGACGUACGUAAACGCCCACGCCACCUCCACACCUUUGGGCGACGCAGCUGAAAACGCCGCCAUCAAGAGGUUCUUCUGUGAUAACCUCGAACACCUGGCUGUGUCCUCCACAAAGGGGGCCACGGGACACCUGCUGGGGGCCGCAGGAGCCCUGGAGGCAGCUUUCACUGCUUUGGCCUGCUACCACAGGGUCCUUCCCCCGACCCUGAACCUGGAUCGCACGGACCCAGAGUUUGACCUGAAUUAUGUUCCCUGCACAGCUCAGACCUGGCAGACUCGCCGACGGGUCGCCAUCACAAACUCGUUCGGAUUUGGAGGCACCAACGCCUCAUUGUGUCUGGCCAGCGUCUGAUGUGCAGCCUAAAUCUCAUUCCUCGGUUAUCGAGUUUCACUGACUGAAUGUUUUUUUGCAGGAUUGGUCUUCUCUACUUUAUGUUUGUGUGUGGAAAACGCUUGACGUGACACUUCAGAAUUAAAACGGCAAACAUUAAACUCAGAGA